Messenger RNA from Elephantulus edwardii (Cape elephant shrew), 695 nucleotides. It is a transcript of the gene CLDN17, whose product is annotated as claudin 17. Lineage: Eukaryota; Metazoa; Chordata; Mammalia; Macroscelidea; Macroscelididae. The coding region runs from base 21 to 695 and encodes 224 amino acids. Gene Ontology annotation, molecular function: structural molecule activity. Gene Ontology annotation, biological process: bicellular tight junction assembly; cell adhesion. The transcript has a single exon. The record is from RefSeq and is a predicted model, not a curated record. Gene Ontology annotation, cellular component: bicellular tight junction; plasma membrane.
CAGUCUUCUAGGUAAAAGAGAUGGCAUUUUAUCCCCUGCAAAUCGCUGGACUGGUUCUUGGGUUUGUUGGCAUGGUUGGGACUCUUGCCACCACACUUUUGCCUCAGUGGAGAGUCUCAGCUUUUAUUGACAGCAACAUUAUUGUCUUUGAAAAGAUCUGGGAAGGGCUCUGGAUGAACUGCAUCCGACAAGCCAGAGUCAGACUUCAGUGCAAGUUCUAUAGUUCUUUACUGGCACUUCCACCUGCCCUGGAAGCAGCUCGGGCUCUCAUGUGUGUGGCUGUUGCUCUCUCUUUAAUUGCCCUACUGAUAGGCAUCUGUGGCAUGAAGCAGCUCCAGUGCACAGGAUCUAAUGAGAGGGCCAAAGUGUAUCUCAUAGGCACAUCUGGAGUUCUCUUCAUCCUGACAGGAAUCUUCGUUUUGAUUCCGGUUUGCUGGACAGCCAAUAUUAUCAUCCGGGAUUUCUACAAUCCAGCGGUCCCCACAAGUCAGAAACGAGAGCUUGGAGUGGCACUUUUCCUUGGUUGGGCAAGUGUGGCUGUCCUCUUCAUUGGAGGGGGUCUGCUCUGUGGAUUUUGCUGUUGUAACCGAAAGAAGAAAAGGUUCAGAUAUCCAGCACCUGGAUACGCAGUGCCACAGCCAAAUAAACCAAGAAACAUGACAGCGAAUAGUAGGACCUCCACCAGCUAUGUCUAA